Paramuricea clavata is the source of this 1269-nucleotide messenger RNA. Lineage: Eukaryota; Metazoa; Cnidaria; Anthozoa; Malacalcyonacea; Plexauridae. The record is from the annotation of a GenBank genome assembly.
AUGAAUUUUGGCUUCGAAAGAGCUCUAGAUCAAGAUGGAUUUCAUGUCUGCUGUAACAGUUUGCUUAGUGAAGGUACAUUUGGAGUAGUAGUAAAAGCACGAUGUCGAUGUGAUGGAAAAUUAUAUGCUAUAAAAAUUGUCCCUCCGUUCAAAGAGGCAGGCAUGAAAUAUCAUGAGCGAGAGCUAGCGUUACUUACAAAAUUGGAACUGUCGGAUCGAAACAUUAUCAAAUAUUUCAAGAGUUGGAUAAUGCAACACGACAGCAAACGACUAUUAUGUAUUCAAAUGGAGUUGUGUUCGGUAAAUUUGGAAACGUUUAUGUACGAUGGGAAUGGUAUGGGUGGCGCCGAAAUAAUCAAAGCUUCAGAUUCGCCACGAUUUUAUGAACACGUUUUCUCACAGAUUUUGAAUGGCUUAAUCGCUAUUCAUUCAAACGGCUGGGUACAUCGCGAUAUUCAUCUUGGUAAUAUUCUCAUUGCAAAGCCAAAUCCAAAACGCAUGAGUGAUAUUUUUGUCAAGAUCGCUGAUUUUGGACUUGCCCGGUUUAUUGGAACGCAAUAUGGAUCUACUGGGGUGACAGACAUCCCAACACUCGAGAAACUAUCUCCAGGUCUAGGGGAUGAGCUGUUCAAGGCGCCGGAGCUCCUGACAGAAAAUUAUGACUAUAAGGUAGACCUUUACAGUGCUGGCAUUGUGUUAUAUGUACUUAAUCGUUUUCUCCCGAGCAGACAUCAAAUGAAAGAGGACAUUUUGGCAUUGCGAGAAGGAAAACGCGCUGCUCGACAUUUGUACCAUCAGGACCAAAGAGUGGCCACCCUGAUUGGGAGGCUACUGCAGAAGGACCCGAACAGACGACCGACGGCAGCAGAGGCUUUGGCAUACACUCGAUGCGGAAACCAUAAAAUUAAAGACGAGAACAAUAAUGAAUCCGCAACGAAGACGUUUUUGGUAAAGAGAUUUGGCGAUGAUAUUUUGUACCGAUGCUCCUCGUUUGACGCUACCUUAUCAAGCAUAAAAUUUGCAAUACAAGACCAUUGUUACAUUGGGAUUAAAGCCAACGCUCAGAUUCUACAACAGGAGAUCACCGACAUUGUUGGGAACAACGAGCUUCUAAUUCAAAUAACGUCUGACCAAGAUGUUCGUGAGAUGUUUGUGGAAGCUGAAAUGCAAGGAGAAAAAGUGAUUAUCGUUGUGUCAAAAAGGAAAAGGGCUACAGUAAGAGAAACGGACAGUAUAAGAGAAAGGCCCGGUGUGGCCCCAGUAUUGUAA